UACAUUUAAUUGUUUGUAACAACGCUUUGACUGACGAAAACAAAUCAAUGGAUUUCUAGACUCAAUAAUUAAUGACAAAAUAACUAUUGUUUCGCAUUUUUAUCGGACAUUCAAACAAUUGGACACAAAAAUAAUGAUUAGAUUAUCGAAAAAAAUUAAAGAAAAGCAAUCGUCGGAAGAAAACAAUAACCAACGGAUCCGACCGUUAAUACGGGACGCACUCCUCGUCAAAGAGGUGCAAGAGAUGGAGCGCCAAAUGCCCGACAAGUGUUAUGCGGUGUUUCCCAACGCCAAUGAGUUGUUUCGUUUUGAUCUCUGUAUUACACCGUCGGAUGACGAGUGCUUUUGGUCCGGAGGGCGCUUCUGGUUUACCAUCGAUGUGCCCAAAGAGUACAAUAUUCUUGUAAUGCAUAUAUUUUUUGCAUAUCAUUGAAUCAA
This is a messenger RNA of Medioppia subpectinata, 438 nucleotides long. NCBI's taxonomy places the organism in Eukaryota, Metazoa, Arthropoda, Arachnida, Sarcoptiformes, Oppiidae. The record is from the annotation of a GenBank genome assembly.